UGAGGAUUGAGUAAUGAAACGCUAUUGAACUUACUGCUUAGUUGUUAUGUGAUUUCAUAAUUCGAUUCACGUAAUAAUUAUUGUUAUAUCACAUUUUAUUCUUCCAUUAAUACAUUCAGAAAGGGCGUGUAUUCCAGUGCUUUAGAAUGGGUGACACGCGUAAGAAGAAAAAGUUUUACUUUCGUAAACGAAGAAACAAGUAUUUCUUAGAACCCGGCUUUAGAGGUUUCUUUUGCACAUGUAACUUCAGGGAGAAGGAUUGUGUCAAAGAAAUGUACAACCUGCUCAACGAAUAUGCAGGGAAAUUAUAUCCUGAAGUUGAAGGCCCACCACCUGUAGCAUUAGCCGAUCGAGAAGAUCGAACGGACAGUGAUUCUGAGAGUGAGACUGAUAUAGGAGACUUGCUCAAACAGGAAGUUGAUUCUAUGAAGAGUUAUUCACAAAAAUCUCUUAAGCACAAACGAUUUCAAGUGGUUGAGACUGGAGCAUCAAAUUGCAUUUUUAUAAAGACUAAUCUACCAUGCCCUGAAGAAUUAACUACAGCUAUUAUCAAGGACGUAUGUACCACAAAAGUGCAAAAGACGCGCCAUGUUUUACGAUUCUUGCCCAUCAUGGCUACUUGUAAAGCCAAUUUACCUGAUAUAAUGGAAUGUGCUGGUAAACUUUUUGAUAAAUUCUUCUUGAAGAAGCCAUCAACAUUUGCUGUUAUAUUUAACAAGAGGUUUAAUAGUAGUGUAUCGAGAGAUUUAAUCAUCAAGGAACUUGCUGAAUUAAUUGUUCUUAAGAACAGUGGUAAUAAGGCAGACCUAAAGAACCCAGGUCUUUCUAUAAUUGUUGAAAUUAUAAAAGGAAUUUGCCUUCUUAGUAUUGUUGACAACUACUUCUCUUAUAAGAAGUACAAUCUGAAUGAACUCUAUAAAGAGGAAUCCAACAAUGAUUGUGAUGGUCCUCAACCAAAGAAGUUAAAACCAGCAAAUGAUUCCGAUGAAAAAAAGAGUACUGAAGAGGCUGUUAUUAACUAACCACAUACUUUCCAGUAUGUUAUAUACUGUUAUACUAAUUUUUUCAUGUUUUAGGCUAAGGCAACUUGUGCCCCCUAUACCAAUUCUUGCACCAAAUUUUUGCUAUUUCAGACUUUUAAAUCUUUCACUAAGAUGUUAUUAUAAUAAACUUAUUGUUUUAUGUGU
Messenger RNA from Pieris rapae (cabbage white), 1187 nucleotides. RefSeq names its product THUMP domain-containing protein 1 homolog. Lineage: Eukaryota; Metazoa; Arthropoda; Insecta; Lepidoptera; Pieridae. Bases 147 to 1022 code for a protein of 291 amino acids. The transcript has a single exon. Gene Ontology annotation, molecular function: RNA binding. Gene Ontology annotation, biological process: tRNA modification. The record is from RefSeq and is a predicted model, not a curated record.